Molecule: messenger RNA, 1441 nt
Organism: Lactuca sativa (garden lettuce)
Lineage: Eukaryota; Viridiplantae; Streptophyta; Magnoliopsida; Asterales; Asteraceae
Product: glucan endo-1,3-beta-glucosidase
Biological process (GO): carbohydrate metabolic process
Molecular function (GO): hydrolase activity, hydrolyzing O-glycosyl compounds
Source: RefSeq, a predicted model, not a curated record
ACAAAUGAUAAAAGAUAGGAAUUCAUGAGUUGUUGGAAAGAAAGUUGAAUUCCUAUAGUACAAUCUUUGCAACCGUAAACUCCCGCCAAUACUGAGGAGGUGGUAAACAGCUAACGGCAGUAAACGAUCAGCGUUGGCUAUUAUACGCCAUCCGGCGUAAUGCGCAUAUCCCUGACGAUAGAGAAGCAAUUUCGAAUCGCCAAAACCUGCAACUAUGUCCCACCCACUCUCUCUCAUCACCUUUCUCUCUCUACUCUUCAUCCUCUCCCCUGCCGCCGCCACCACAAUUGGCGUCACAUACAUCUCAUCUCCGGGUCUUCCUCCACCGGAAGACGUUGUUGCCAUACUCCAAUCCCUAAAGAUCACCGCCGUCCGCCUCCCUGUUCCUGACCCUAACAUCAUCCGAGUUUUCUCCUAUACAAACAUAUCUCUCUUCCUAGCUAUUCCUAAUUCACUCAUUUCUUCCAUCUCCGCCAACCGCUCGGCGGCUUAUCGGUGGCUCUACGAUCACGUAAUUCCGUUCUAUCCACGUGCGCACAUCACCGCCAUAUCCGUAGGAACCAAUGUCCUCGCUGAGGGCGAUGUUACCUCCGCCGAUCUCGUCAUCCCUGCUAUUCAUAACAUCCAUCGAUCUCUCAUUGACAUGGGGAUCCGGCAAAUCAUGAUCUCCACAACUUUCUCCUUCGUCAACAUUAUGACAACAUCGUUUCCGCCUUCCUCCGCUGAGUUCCAAGAACCUGCCAGUAAUCUCAUCAUCAAACCCUUACUCGAUUACUUGACGGAAACAAACUCUUCGUUCUUUGUGAGUUUGUACCCCUACUCUGUCUACAAAUUACGACCGGAGAUCCCUAUCGGGUUCUCUCUGUUUCAAGAACACGCUUAUAACUUCAGAGAGGACACAAUCACCGGCGUCAGAUACCGCAACUUGUUCGAUCUGAUGGUGGAUGCUGUUAUUGCAGCGAUGGCUGUUGCUGGACACGAGAAUAUUCCGGUGAUUGUGGCCGAGACAGGUUGGCCGUGCUUCGAUCCCUUCAAUUCAGUAGAGGCGCGAGACGUUUACUCUAAAAUGUACUUACAAGGUUUGGUUAAGCAUCUCCGAUCAGGCAAAGGGACGCCGCUAAGGAAAGAAGGGGUGACGGAGGUUUACAUUUACGAGCUGUUUGAUACCAACGACACUGCAACCAAGGGUUUGAAGAGUGAUGGGACAGGGCAAAAAUGGGGGAUUUGUUACCCCAACAUGAGUACUAAGUUCGAAGUUAAGUUCUCCGACGGUGGCUCCACCAUGAUGAUAUCGGUGCUGAUCAUAGUUAUGAAGUUCCUAUUACUGAUAAAUGGUCUUCUAAUCUCUUGCUGAAUCGGGUUAGAAUUUUUGAUUGAUUUGACUUUUGAGUAGAUUAGCUUUCAUAUGAUAGACUGCUUAAGGGAGAUGUCGCUCUUAAUC